AUGACCUCUCGUACGGCGCCCCGCAAACCCCUUGCCUUGAAGCAAUUCAUCCGCAAUGUUCGUGCAUCCAAAACUAUUGCCGACGAGCGUGCGGUUAUUCAAAAAGAGAGUGCUGCUAUUCGGGCGAGUUUCAGAGAGGACAGCACAGAUUCUGGCGUCCGGAGAAACAACGUCGCCAAAUUAUUAUAUCUAUUCACACUGGGAGAGAGAACGCACUUUGGGCAGAUAGAAUGUCUGAAAUUACUAGCCUCACCACGCUUCGCCGACAAGCGACUGGGCUACCUGGGGACUAUGUUACUGCUGGAUGAAAAUCAAGAAGUUUUGACAUUGGUUACCAAUUCCUUAAAGAAUGACCUCAACCAUUCGAAUCAGUAUGUCGUUGGCCUUGCUCUCUGUACACUCGGGAAUAUCGCGUCCGUCGAAAUGUCCCGAGACCUAUUUCCUGAAAUCGAAUCCCUCAUAUCAACGGCAAACCCUUAUAUCCGUCGAAAGGCAGCCCUAUGCGCCAUGCGAAUCUGCCGUAAAGUACCUGACUUGCAAGAACAUUUUAUUGACAAAGCGAAGAACCUUUUGGUAGACCGGAACCACGGUGUUUUGUUGAGCGGGUUGACACUUGCGAUCGAAUUUUGCGAAUACGAUGAAAAUGAAGGUACCGGAGAAGUCAUUGAUAAAUUCCGCCCAAUGGCUGCUGGACUGGUGCGAACGUUGAAGGGCUUAACUUCCUCUGGCUACGCUCCCGAACAUGACGUUUCUGGCAUAACAGAUCCAUUCUUACAGGUGAAAAUCCUGCGGUUUCUGGGGGUGCUUGGGAGAGGAGAUGCAGCUACCAGCGAGUUAAUAAAUGACAUUCUCGCUCAAGUCGCUACGAACACCGAGUCUAGCAAGAAUGUCGGAAACUCUAUUUUGUACGAGGCUGUUUUGACUAUCCUGGACAUCGAAGCCGACUCGGGUCUUCGUGUGCUAGGCGUCAAUAUACUGGGGAAGUUUUUGUCCAACAAAGAUAACAACAUCCGAUAUGUUGCUCUUAAUACCCUUGUCAAAGUGGUUGCUGUAGAGCCAAACGCUGUCCAGAGGCACAGGAACACGAUCCUAGAAUGUUUGCGGGACCCAGACAUCAGCAUACGACGGCGAGCUCUAGACCUUAGUUUCACAUUGAUCAAUGAAGGAAAUAUCAGAGUACUUGUUCGUGAGCUCUUGGCGUUCCUAGAAGUCGCUGAUAACGAGUUCAAGUCUUCCAUGACCACCCAAAUUGGAAUCGCUGCGAACAAAUUUGCUCCAAAUCCAAGAUGGCAUGUGGACACUAUGCUCCGCGUAUUGAAACUCGCCGGCAACUACGUGAAGGAACAAAUCAUUUCGUCAUUCGUUCGUCUCAUUGCUACAACUCCUGAUCUGCAGACUUACUCUGUGCAAAAGCUAUACGCAGCUCUAAAAGAAGAUAUCUCCCAAGAAGGUCUUACCGUAGCUGCAUCCUGGGUUAUUGGUGAAUUUGGAGAUGCUCUCCUUCGCGGAGGCCAGUACGAGGAAGAGGAACUGGUGAAGGAGCACCUACGCAACCCCAAUUGUGACGGAAUACAUUACUACAGCUUCCAUGAAGCUCUCCACGAGGAUUUCAGACCCCGCCCAGAUCGAGCGAAUCCGCCGAUUCUUGAAGACAAGACUGCCGAUCUGAGCGAAGAGAUUCAGCAGCGAGCCGUGGAAUAUAGCAAUUUAUUUGGAUAUGAUCAGAUAAGGCAGGGGGUGCUUGAGAGGAUGCCUCCACCAGAAAUACGGGAGGAGCAGCGAGUCCUCGGCGAAGUCAUGAACAAACGACAAAGCAGACUGCUGAAAGACAAAUCAAAGAAACGGUCUAAACCCACUGAACAAGAUAUGCUACUCGACCUCAUGGGCGGUGGCUCUGACGUCCCAGCCGAAAGCACGCCAGGCAAAACGAAUGGCAGCCAAAACACCGCAGACCUCCUCGCUGAUAUUCUUGGUGGCAGCAGCUCGGAGGCUGCGCCACGACCACAGCCUACGUCCGCCAGAUCCUCAAACGUCAAUGAUAUCAUGGACCUUUUUGGCUCCAAUGGGGCUUCCCAGCAGCAGCCUACUGCAGGCCUCUCAGGCCAUACAGCCCAACCUGUUGCUCCGGCCACUCCAUCACCCUCUGCUCAUGAAGUGUUUAACAAGAACGACCUCCAAGUAACCCUCCAAAUCCAAAGAAAUAGUGCGGGCACAUGUCAGAUACUUGCCAGGUUCCGCAAUACAUCCGCUCUGGACAGUUUCUCGGGCGUUGGUCUGCAAGCUGCGGUACCCAAGACUCAGAAACUUCAGCUGAGUGCCAUCAACAAACCCGACCUCGACGGUGGUGAAGAGGGCACACAAGCAAUGAGGAUUGCGGCCACAUCUGGCGCACUUCCUCCAAAACUCCGGCUGCGCCUAAGAAUUAGCUACUCCAAAAACGGAGGAAACCCCAGCGUGGAUCAGGUGGAUUGGACUGAACCGGCAGUUAUUGGGGGCUGA
Microsporum canis CBS 113480 is the source of this 2499-nucleotide messenger RNA. RefSeq names its product AP-1 complex subunit gamma-1. NCBI's taxonomy places the organism in Eukaryota, Fungi, Ascomycota, Eurotiomycetes, Onygenales, Arthrodermataceae. The record is from RefSeq and is a predicted model, not a curated record. Gene Ontology annotation, molecular function: clathrin-cargo adaptor activity. The transcript has 6 exons. The coding region runs from base 1 to 2499 and encodes 832 amino acids. Gene Ontology annotation, biological process: intracellular protein transport; receptor-mediated endocytosis; Golgi to vacuole transport. Gene Ontology annotation, cellular component: Golgi apparatus; AP-1 adaptor complex; membrane coat.